Thrips palmi is the source of this 432-nucleotide messenger RNA. RefSeq lists its product as uncharacterized. The coding region runs from base 1 to 432 and encodes 143 amino acids. The record is from RefSeq and is a predicted model, not a curated record. Lineage: Eukaryota; Metazoa; Arthropoda; Insecta; Thysanoptera; Thripidae. The transcript is spliced from 4 exons.
AUGGUGAACAAUAUUGGCGAUAUUAACAUUGCAUCGUGGAGUGCUCGAGGUGGCUGGAAGGACAAUGCGUAUCUUUUCUCGGUCCCCAAGCUUUGUACGGCAGCCCGAACUAUGGCCCCCUCUCUCUGGCGGAAGGGCAUGGUGGCCCUGUUCAACGACCCCAAUGCUGCCUGCCCGUUUCCUCCGGGAUCAUACUCCUUCCGCAACAUGUCCACCAACUUCGACAUAAAAGCGGUGCCGUCGUUCUUCUACGGCAAAUGGCGCGCAACCGGAAAGCUUUUUCGGACUUCGACGCGGGUGCUGCUGGCGUGUGCUAGAGCUUUUGGGUCCACUGUGCCUAAACUGCACCAAGCAGGCAACCCUCAACACCGUAUGGCCUUUAAUGUUCUUAGGAAAACACCACUCAAAUCUCGAUUGGAUAUCCAGGUUUAG